Diospyros lotus (date-plum) is the source of this 1259-nucleotide messenger RNA. RefSeq names its product probable CCR4-associated factor 1 homolog 7. NCBI's taxonomy places the organism in Eukaryota, Viridiplantae, Streptophyta, Magnoliopsida, Ericales, Ebenaceae. Gene Ontology annotation, cellular component: P-body; CCR4-NOT core complex; CCR4-NOT complex. The record is from RefSeq and is a predicted model, not a curated record. Gene Ontology annotation, molecular function: nucleic acid binding; poly(A)-specific ribonuclease activity. The coding region runs from base 207 to 1031 and encodes 274 amino acids. The transcript is spliced from 2 exons.
UUCCCCUUCUCUCUCUCUUUCUCUCUCCUCUCUCUCUCUCUCUCUCUCUCUCUCUCUAUCUUCUUCUACGCCGCCAGGCUUCCGAAGUUGACCUGGAUAUCGUCUCAAAACUGUUCAACGCCGAGUUCACGAGUUCAAGAUCUGGUCAUUUCACCUCUCAAUUUCACUGAUUCAAGAUCUGGCUUGUGCUUCAAAGUUGAUUCCGAAUGAUGUCGGUGUCGCUGAAAGACGAUUCCAUCGAGAUUCGAGAAGUAUGGAACCACAAUCUUGAACAAGAGUUCGCUUUGAUCCGUGAAAUCGUGGAUCAGUUUCCCUAUAUUGCGAUGGAUACCGAGUUUCCAGGUGUUGUUCUUCGACCGGUGGGGGCCUUCAAGAACAUAAACGAAUAUAACUAUCAGACGUUGAAGGACAAUGUUGAUAUGUUGAAGUUAAUUCAGUUGGGACUCACUUUUUCUGAUGAAAAUGGAAAUUUACCCACUUGCGGGAGUGAUAAGUACUGCAUUUGGCAGUUCAAUUUUCGCGAAUUUAAUGUCAGUGAAGAUAUUUUCGCCAACGAUUCCAUCGAGCUGUUGAAGCAAAGUGGCAUUGAUUUUAAGAAGAACAACGAGAUGGGAAUUGAUGCCAAUCGGUUUGGGGAGCUUUUGAUGUCUUCGGGGGUUGUUUUGAACAAUGAUGUGCAAUGGGUGACUUUUCACAGUGGGUACGAUUUUGGAUAUUUGCUUAAGGUGUUGACUUGCAGGACUUUGCCCGACUCGCAGACGGAGUUCUUUGAUCUGAUCAAGGUGUAUUUCCCAAUGAUGUAUGAUAUCAAACACUUGAUGAAGUUCUGCAAUAACCUCCAUGGUGGCUUGAACAAGCUAGCCGAGCUUUUGGAAGUUGAGAGGGUUGGUAUUUGUCACCAAGCUGGAUCAGAUAGUUUACUUACUUCUUGUGCCUUCAAGAAGUUGAAAGACAAUUUCUUUAAUGGCUCCACAGAGAAAUAUGCAGGCGUGCUUUAUGGUCUUGGCGCAGAUGGAUCUGAAAAUAAAUGAUUUGACAUGACCGAUUGCCCGUUUGACCAAUUAGGCAUGUAACUCCCAUUUCCACAUGUAUACAGUUGGUGAAAAUGUUGUUGUUUCUUCAUUUUCUUCGAAUGCUCUUUCUGUUUUAUGAUUUUCCGUGUAACUCAACCCUUGGUGGUCCAAGGGGUCUUUAUAGCUCAAGCGCUGUAAAUUAGUACAGUUUAGUGUUUUAAUAACAAUCUUAACAUUUUACCAACU